CAUGAUUUGACAGCUGAGACGUGAGAGCUCAUCGGAACUUCUGAACAGUUUGGUUCACCGGUUCACAAGUCGAGCGUCGUCAUGUCUAUGAAAAUCCUAGUUGGCUGCAAGAGGGUUAUCGACUAUGCGGUCAAAAUCCGAGUGCGCCCCGACAAGAUGGGGGUGGUGACGGAGGGAGUGAAGCACUCGAUGAACCCGUUUGAUGAGAUCGCUGUCGAGGAGGCCAUCAGGAUGAAGGAGGCCAAGAAGGCCAGCGAAGUCAUUGCCGUACGCUGCUACUCUACUAUACAACAGGAGACGCUGCGUACGGCCCUGGCCAUGGGAGCCGACAGAGCCAUCCACGUGGAAGUCCCAGCCAAGGACUGCGAGAACCUUGGUCCAGCGCAGGUAAGCAAGGUGUUGGCUGCGCUGGCUCGCAGGGAAGGAGCGUCGCUGGUGCUGCUCGGCAAGCAGGCCAUCGACGACGACUCUAACGCUACGGCUCAGAUGACGGCAGCUCAUCUGGACUGGCCUCAGGCUACUUAUGCUUCUAAGGUCUCAUCUUGUGACGGUAAGCUGACAGUAACACGGGAGGUAGACGGGGGGCUGGAGACGGUCGAGGUGAGCCUGCCCGCCGUCGUCAGCGCCGACCUCCGCCUCAACGAACCGCGCUACGCCACCCUGCCCAACAUCAUGAAAGCUAAGAAGAAGAAGCUGGACAAGCUGAGCCUGGGUGACGUGGGCGUGGAGCUGCGGCAGCACCUGGCGGUGGUGGCGGUGAGCGACCCGCCCACGCGGCAGGCGGGGGUCACCGUCGACAGCGUCGACUCUUUGAUAGAGGCCCUCAGGCACGCCGGCAGGAUCUGAGGGACAGAUGGCGCCUGCAGUCCUGCUUGCUAUGUACAGUCACAAGGAACAGCAAAUUUUGUCUACGUCACUUUGAAAAAUAUUUAUUUUGCAACAUUGAAGUAGUAAAUUUCUGUAAGAAUAUCAUUUUACACUCAAAGAAAACAAUGAGACUUUGGCUAAAUAUCAAUACACUUUUUAGCCAUCCUGACCCAGUUUGAUCCGCGAAAAUGACGUAUCGGUGCUACGUGCAGAGUGUGUCACUAUUUAAACAGUAUGAAACAUUUAUUUCUUUCAGUGAAUAGUUGAAAAUAUUGAGCUUUUUCUUAACUAUUGCAUUUGUUUUGAGUUACGUUAAGACACCAUCACGAGAAAAAUUUAAAUUGAAUGAAUUGACAUUUUCUUUUGAAUUAAUUAUAAUUAGUUCUUAUGAUGUAUGUGGGUAUAUAUAGCGUGGCCUGGGGCUGCUACGUGCGAAAGAAUCACCGUGUAAUAUAUCACAGUUAUUCCUAAGUCUUAAACCUAAUAAAUGAAUUUUCAAUAAACACGUCAGCAUUGUUUGAGUCAAUAGGAUUUUCUUCUGUCAUCAUGAUGCCAUAACAAAUUUCUGAUAGCGCUGCCAGUUCAUAUUUUAGCCAUUUAAUUAAUAGUUUUUGAUCAGAACUCUGUUGGAUAUAAUUUGGAAUUGUUUACAGUUGAGAACCGUUUAUUUUACAGUUUAAAACAGUUUAUUCUAAGCUAGUACAAACUUGUAUUUUUUGUAUGGGUAUCCAUCUCUCCUUGUCACCCUUGUUCAAUGAAGCUGCGAAGUUUCCCUAAUGGAUAUAUUUUACAAUAAUAUU
Molecule: messenger RNA, 1667 nt
Organism: Hyalella azteca
Lineage: Eukaryota; Metazoa; Arthropoda; Malacostraca; Amphipoda; Hyalellidae
Gene: Etfb
Product: electron transfer flavoprotein subunit beta
Exons: 8
Coding region: 82-846 (254 amino acids)
Cellular component (GO): cytosol
Molecular function (GO): electron transfer activity
Source: RefSeq, a predicted model, not a curated record